AUGACCGUGCUGGAACUUGCGGAGAGCGUCAAUUAUUUGGACAUGGACUUUGAGCUAAUCAUGGCUCUGAUACCCGUUUUCUGUUCUUUAUGUGCUCCCACAAUCAAGAUCACGGGAUCGUACUCUCGGAUAGCUCUGGUGAUCAUUUCUGGCACCUUUCCAACCUUGAACUCCAACACAAUCUUGAUUUUCUUAUCUUUGGAAUUCAAUUUGGCAAUGCUUUCCAGAAUCUGCUCUCCUUCCUCCUUAUAG
Messenger RNA from Ogataea philodendri, 252 nucleotides. RefSeq lists its product as uncharacterized. NCBI's taxonomy places the organism in Eukaryota, Fungi, Ascomycota, Pichiomycetes, Pichiales, Pichiaceae. The transcript has 2 exons. The coding region runs from base 1 to 252 and encodes 83 amino acids. The record is from RefSeq and is a predicted model, not a curated record.